This is a messenger RNA of Arvicanthis niloticus (Nile rat), 1637 nucleotides long. It is a transcript of the gene Mrpl53, whose product is annotated as mitochondrial ribosomal protein L53. Lineage: Eukaryota; Metazoa; Chordata; Mammalia; Rodentia; Muridae. The record is from RefSeq and is a predicted model, not a curated record. Gene Ontology annotation, cellular component: mitochondrial large ribosomal subunit.
GUUUUUGUAAUGAGGUCCAGACCACCGAACUGCCCACCAGCAGCCUCAACAGCCUGGAAAGCUUGCCACCCCGUCUACGGCCUGGAAUCUCCCCAGCACAGAACACCCACCUGCUAAGCACCCUGGGAGGAGGAGGACGAGGGGUAGGGGGAGGAGGAGGAGGAGGAGGACCUAGUCCUGAGGCUUACCUGGCCGGAAACCAGCAGGCCUGGCUUGCCCUGAGGUUGCACCAACACCCUCGUUGGCACCUGCCUUUUUUUUCUUGCCUGGGGACAAGUCCUGAACCCUAAGUUGACUAGGUUCAGGAGUUCCAAAUCAUGCCCGAGACAAGGAACUGUAUGUUAGAGAGGCUUAAAACUGGGCGCUUGAUAAAACAUGUUCAUAAACUAGAGUCUGGAAUUGAACCCCAGAUCAUCCUAGGAUCUGCAAUCCAGAGUAAUAGGCUAUAACUAGAGCCUGAAAUCUGAAAGUCGGAAACAAUGGAGACAUCUUACAGCUAGAAAUAGAAGGGGGUUAGCUCUCUGGAAGACAGAAGCAAGCUAAGUGCUUUCUCUUGAAUCCCAGGAGCAAGGCUAAAGUUAAUUCAUGAGGAAACACAGAUGAAGCAAACAUUUCUACAUGUGGAGGGCCCGUCUUGCCCCGUCCUCAGUUCUAUUUUUAGUCAUUAGGCUGUAGGACCUUGACAUUAAAGCUUUGGCUGUUGCUACCAGGGCAGGGCUUGCCUUCUGGUGGGUGGACAAUCCCUGCUGUGAUCGACUUCUCAACGGAAGGAGCCAGGAUUUAGGACGGUGCUGACCUAGGUCUAGCAGGCAGGAUACUGAAGGGAAAAGGACGUUUUCGUCGGAAGGGGAUUUUGCACAUCCACUGCCUAUACAGUGAGUGGCACAGAACUCUGCUGAUGGCUGAAGUAUUUGCGGACCGCCCACUCGGGGCCCCUCGGCGGCGAGAAGUACAGCGGAGGCCGCCGGAAGCGGUCCGUUGCCAUAAAACGCUCCCCAGUGCUACUCCUUCCGGGGCGGAGGUAGCCAUGGCGGCGGCUCUGGCUCGGCUCGGACUCCGGCCAGUCAAGCUGGUUCGAGUUCAGUUCUGCCCGUUUGAGAAGAACGUGGAGUCGACGAGGACCUUUCUCCAGGCGGUGAGCAGCGAGAAAGUCCGCGCCACCAACCUCAACUGCUCGGUGAUCGCCGACGUGAGGCACGACGGCUCUGAGCCCUGCGUGGACGUGUUAUUCGGAGAUGGGUAUCGGCUGAUUAUGCGCGGCGCCCACCUCACCACUCAGGAAAUGUUAAGUGCCUUGGCCUCCCACAUCCGGGCCAGGAACGCCGCGGCAGCAUCUGCACCCAGCGCAGACAAGGUCGCCCCAGGUACCGGUACCCGCCGCUGACAUUGCAGAAGAGUCCAACAACCGAAUGUUAGCUUGGUACUAAAGACAGUGGUCUAAUUAGAGCUGCGCUUAAUCACUCAAAAUUCUGGAUGGAGGUCACGAUACAGAGCAAGAACCCUAACAGCAGUGCUUCUGCGGCAAGAUAAGUAAGGUUGCGUGGUGAAGGGUCCGGAAUUUUUUAUUUCUCUGUGUUUAACCAUAUUUGAAUCUGUCACCCAAGUACAUUUUAAUUAAAUAUUUAUUGCCAAAUGAA